AUGGGUCACCGGAAGGACUCCGACGUCGAGACGCCUUACAAGGCCUUGCGCUGUGGCGACGACGUCGUGGCAGCCUCCUCCGCAAACAAGACGACGACGGUGGCCGACGUCGCUCGUCGCCACCGGGACGUCCUGGGCUACUACGGGGCACGUAAGGACGCCGUCUGGAUCGUGGGCCAGUGCGAGUGGAACAUGCGCGAAAAGUCAAGCGUGGACGUCGUCAAGCUCGCGAAGGCCCUGGAUGCUGACGCGGCAAGCGAAGGACGACUUCAGAACGUAAGCGUCGAUUUCAUCACCGACUGCGGACGCUCGACGUGCGGGUCACGGCGGGAGUGCGUGAGAAAGAUGGCCGCCCACUACCACUUCGUCGUGGUCGCUACGGACAGCGACUGCUUUCACAGCCCGUACGAACUGAUCCACGACGCCUUCGAGUUCGACAUCGUUCCGGUCAUCCUGGCGCCGCGCGGCGAGACGCUCGACUAUCCGUGGCUCUCCGUUGUGCACUCGGUCGACUUCGGCUCUCUGGGAAACAUGGUCGCCCACCUGCGCGUCUUGUUGUCCAGUCCGGAGGCCUACGAGAAAUACUUUUCCUGGAAGGAAAGAUGCGUCGAGGUCGCCGCCGCCGACCUCUGCCUGCUGUGCGUCGCCAUGAACGACAAGUCCUACGAAGGGCGCGUUCGGCGUUCACCUGAGGACCGCAGCACGGAUCGCAAGAUUCAGGCUAGCCGCGACGAGUGCCGCGGGCGGGCUCCAGCCUUCGCUAGGGCCUUUCCCGUUGUGUCCAAUGACGAUCCCAACUGA
Rhipicephalus microplus (southern cattle tick) is the source of this 801-nucleotide messenger RNA. RefSeq lists its product as uncharacterized. NCBI's taxonomy places the organism in Eukaryota, Metazoa, Arthropoda, Arachnida, Ixodida, Ixodidae. The record is from RefSeq and is a predicted model, not a curated record.